This is a messenger RNA of Nematolebias whitei (Rio pearlfish), 1976 nucleotides long. RefSeq names its product erythropoietin receptor (gene epor). Gene Ontology annotation, cellular component: external side of plasma membrane; membrane. The record is from RefSeq and is a predicted model, not a curated record. The transcript has 8 exons. NCBI's taxonomy places the organism in Eukaryota, Metazoa, Chordata, Actinopteri, Cyprinodontiformes, Rivulidae. Gene Ontology annotation, biological process: cytokine-mediated signaling pathway; positive regulation of cell population proliferation; hemopoiesis. The coding region runs from base 92 to 1726 and encodes 544 amino acids. Gene Ontology annotation, molecular function: cytokine receptor activity; protein binding.
GAGCGCGCGUGUUUGUGUCAAGCGGUUGUUUUAGUGAUGCAGGUGCCGAGCAGACGCUCCGAGUCUUUCUGUUCACGGAGAGGACAAAAGGAUGACAUGUGAUCAACUCCGCCGGCUGUGGGCUCUUGGCCUGGUCCUCUGCGCCACCGGGACGCUGUCCUGCGUUCAGGGCGCGCAGGAUUUCCAAAGGAAAGCUUCCUUGCUUCUGAAAGAGGAACCAGAAAACCCAAAGUGCUUUGCUGAGAGCAGGAAUGACUUCAAGUGCUUCUGGGAGGAAGACGAGGAGAGGGCUGGUUCUGUGGACCAGUACUCCUUCACCUAUGCCUACCAAAAUGAAAACAGCAGCACGUGCCCCCUGAGAGUCGUCCCCGUGGCGAGCGGGAAACGGCUCUUCAUCUGCCAUCUGAACCGGAUCCAGAUGUUCGUCCAGUUGGACAUCCAGGUUCACCGGGACGGACUCCAGCUCUACAAUCGCAGCCUUUUCAUCGAUCUUGUUUUUCUUCUGGACCCUCCUGACAAUGUGACAGUGAGCAGCACGGGUCAUCAAGGUCAGCUGAACGUUAGCUGGCUUACGCCUACUCGGAUGUACAUUUAUGACAGCGUGAUAUAUGAGAUUAUCUACGCUCCAGCAGACAGCCACGUUGGCCAGGUGGAGGUGGUACAUAGCCGUUCUGAGUUAAUACUCCGAGAUCUUCAGCCUGGUACAAAGUACAGGGUACAAGUCCGUGUGAAGUUGGAUGGUAACACCUACAAUGGCUAUUGGAGUGCCUGGAGUGACCCUGUAUUUAUGGAAACUCUGCCUGCAGAACUUGACCCACUCAUCGUGUCAAUGACGUUCAUCAUCUCCUUCAUCCUCAUUCUUCUUUGUCUUGUCAUGUUUUUGUCCCAUCACAGGUUCCUUCAAAGGAAGAUUUGGCCAGUUAUCCCAACGCCUGAUAGCAAAUUCCAAGGUCUUUUCACUGUUUAUGGUGGGGAUUUCCAGGAGUGGUUAGGCCAGACCAGUGGAGGCUUGUGGGUGACUUCAGCUCUUAUCUACUCUGAAGAAUGUCCUUCUCCUCUGGAAGUACUCUCAGAACUCAACCUUUGCCCCUCUCUGCCCUCCCCACCUCUUCCACCCAAGGCCUGCAAAGCUUUGACCACUGCCAAUAAAAAGGAGGACAAUGGUCUAAAGACAGGACUUAUCGAGAGAGAGCUGUCAAACACAAGUGAUUCAGCUCAGACAAAUGAGUGGAGAGCCAUGCCACACGACCAGUGGCUGAUGGAUCGCUUACGAGCGUUUCAACAGAACCCUGUCCCUUGCUCCCAGGCUUCUUUGCUGGAAUCUCAAGAUACAUACGUCACCCUCAGUGCCAACAAUCCCAGUGAAGACGACCACAUCAAUGACAGUUUUGAGGAAACCUUACCCCUGGAGGUGCUUUUUGCCUCUAGGAAGACAACACUGAGUGAGUCCCACUCUGACCUAGGGUCCGUGCAGCAAAGUUCUGGGUCAGGUCGCCUUUCAUCUCAGUCCAGCUUUGAGUAUCCAAACCAAGCCUGGACACCUAAAGGCCCUGGGUACACUUACAUGGCAGCGGCAGACUCUGGCGUCUCAAUGGAUUACAGCCCCAUGAUCAGAGCCGACGACCUAGGGAAAGUGACGAUCUAUGCCAAUGAGUAUAAAAAUGAUAUUCCAGCUCACAGAAGACCCGUCUUGUUGAGGCAGUACCCUGUCCAUGAUGAUGGCUGACGAGAAGUCAGACUGGACCAAUUACAUGUGGACUGAGGAUCGGUGAAUAUUUUUUUUUACAUAAGUCUCCAUUAACUGUUAAGAAAAAAAAUCAAAGCAAGGAGCUGACUGACACCAAAGAGUAAGCUAAAUGGCUCAAAGUGGAGGGUUUGUUGGAUGUAUCAAGACACUACACUCGCCCAGAAAUAUCAGCUGUGAGUUACUACAAAUACUGAUAUUCAGCAUUCUACAUGCUAAUCUGCUGUGUCUU